AUGACACUUCUAUCUGCGGGGUCAUGUGGUCACCAACUGUUUGGACAAAACUGUAGUUCUUCUUGCCAUUGCUUUAAUGAUACCGACUGCGACAAAUCUAAUGGUAUAUGUCCUGCACGUGGUGUUUGUGAGGAUGGCUGGAAAACUGACCAAUGUGAUGAAGAAUGCGGAAAUCAAAGAUUUGGGAAGAACUGUUCGGAAGCGUGCCAUUGUGACGAGUGUCAUCACAUCAACGGGUCCUGUUCUUUAUUCUCAAAACAAUGUUAUCCGGGAUUCCAAGGGGAUUCCUGCAGUGAAGAACUUAAACAAACAAAAUCACCAGUCGGAGGUAUUGUGGGAGGUAUCAUGGCAUUCUUAGUUGCUGCAGGAGCAGUUGCUGGCGGGGUUUUCUUUAUUAUAAGAAGAAGAAAGCUAAACAAGGAUAAUCCUGCCAAAGACUUCUCUAAUAAACUACCGGCAAGAUCAAAUCGGGGAAAACCUGAUGCACUUGAAAUGAGGAAUAAUGCUUCCAACAAUCCUAUGUAUUCUAACAACGGUUAG
Molecule: messenger RNA, 540 nt
Organism: Mya arenaria
Lineage: Eukaryota; Metazoa; Mollusca; Bivalvia; Myida; Myidae
Product: multiple epidermal growth factor-like domains protein 10
Exons: 5
Coding region: 1-540 (179 amino acids)
Source: RefSeq, a predicted model, not a curated record